AUGUCAUCCUUUGCUUCAAAGUUGAGCAAUAUCAAUGAAACCCAGGACUCAAUCAACUACCUAUCUGGGUAUAUGCUACAAAAUGAGCCGUCGUCGCAGUCAUUCAUCGAUAUAUGGAGAUCUCAGGUGUUUAAUGCACCACCAUCUACCAAGCUCUUACUACUAUAUCUUUGCAACGAUGUCAUCCAAAAAGCCAAGCGUCAUCACAAGCAAAAGUACAUAACAGACUACUUUGGACCUCUAUUGGAAGUCAUAAACCCUAUAUAUCACAGUGUUGACUCGACUAUAAAGAAAAAAAUUGAGAGGCUAAUCUCAGUUUGGCAGGACAGGUUGGUCUUUGAUGCCGAUGGGAUAAGAAAGUUGAAGGAGCGUAUAGCACAACCUCCACAGAAGCCAGCUGCUGCUUCGUCCCCGGCAAUAGUGGCUGAAUUACAAGCUAUUAACAAUCUAUACCAGCGAAUCAAUGAUUUGACAGAUAUAUCGCAAGGUAAUCUCACUCAAUUGGGUAUACAAUCCAAAACCUAUUUAAACUUGGGAGCAGAUACCUUACCCGAAACUCAAGUGCAUCUCAACAAACUCAAAAUGUUGGAAAAGCUUAGCAAUGUAUCGAUAAAGAACAUAGAAACCAUCAAGUUCACACGGGAGCAGAUCAGAUCUCAUUUGGAAACAAUGCUUCAGUCUAUAGAGAGUGGGCUUCAAACAGACGACAGCAAGAUUGCCGUUGUCAACGACAAGUUAAACAAGAUUGAUGAAACGAGGCGUGCAUUGCAAGGAGUCGUUGAUGAAUCAGAUGAUGAAGAAUUACCCAAAUACGAGGAAGACGACUCUGAUGAUGAGCCAGAGUCAAAAAAGAGAAAAGCGUCGCCUAUUCCAUCGGGAGGCUCAACGCCGAAAAAGGUUGCGUUUGCUACAGACAUUCAAGUGAAUGAAUAUGAAAACAAACCAAAGGGAGAAGACGAAUCAGAAGAGGAUACAAAAGAAAAAGAGCAUACACCAAGCGCUGAGGUUAUGGAUAUACUACUGAAAUUAACAUAG
Lodderomyces parapsilosis is the source of this 1035-nucleotide messenger RNA. RefSeq lists its product as uncharacterized. Lineage: Eukaryota; Fungi; Ascomycota; Pichiomycetes; Serinales; Debaryomycetaceae. The transcript has a single exon. The coding region runs from base 1 to 1035 and encodes 344 amino acids. Gene Ontology annotation, molecular function: RNA polymerase II complex binding. Gene Ontology annotation, biological process: mRNA 3'-end processing. Gene Ontology annotation, cellular component: RNA polymerase II, holoenzyme. The record is from RefSeq and is a predicted model, not a curated record.